CGACGACGACGACAAGCCGUCCGACAGCGGCCCCGAUGCGGGUCGCGCGCGCUCGUCUCAGGGCAAAUGAUGACUUCGAUGCUGCCCAGCUUUAACCCGCCUAUCGUCAAGCGGCUGCUGGGCUGGAAGAAGGCCGAGAGCGAGGACAAAUGGAGCGAGAAGGCCGUUAAGAGUCUGGUCAAGAAGCUCAAGAAGUCGGCGGGCCUCGACGAGCUCGAGAAGGCCAUCACGACGCAGAGCUGCAACACCAAGUGCAUCACUAUACCAAGGCCUAGCCCGGGCGGUGUCGGCGACAACGGCGUUCAGGGUGUUCGCGGCAAGGGUCUGCCGCACGUGAUUUACUGCCGACUCUGGCGCUGGCCGGACCUGCAGUCGCACCACGAGCUGAGGGCGAUCGAGCACUGCGAGUACGCCUUCACCCAGAAGCGCGACGAGGUCUGCGUGAACCCUUACCAUUAUCAACGAAUACAAACGCCAGUUUUGCCGGCCAUUCUCGUGCCGCGGCACAACCUAGCCAGCGACGAGAACACCGUCCUCUACAACACCUCCCUCGAGGAGCUGAGCGUCAGCGUGCCGGAGAACACGAGCUUCCACGCGACGCUGAACCACCAGCACAAUCAGCAGCAGGGCAUACCGCAGUCCCCGCAGCAGCAGCAGCAGCAACAGCAGCAGCAACCAAAUAAUCCGUACCAAGGAAUGCAGAGCAUGCAAGCAACGAGUCCGGCGAGUGUCGGGAGCCUGGGAAGCGUGCAGGGCUCGCCUCAUCCCGCCCCAGGAUCCAUGGAUCCGCCAGCAGACACGCCACCGCCGGGCUACAUCAGCGAGGACGGCGACAAUAUGGACCACAACGAUAACAUGUCCCUGUCACGCUUGUCGCCCAGCCCUGUGGACGCGCAGCCGGUUAUGUAUUGCGAGCCCGCGUUUUGGUGUUCAAUUAGUUAUUACGAGCUAAACACGAGAGUGGGCGAGACGUUUCACGCGUCGCAGCCGAGUAUAACCGUGGACGGUUUCACCGAUCCAAGCAACUCGGAGCGCUUCUGCCUCGGCUUGCUGUCCAAUGUGAAUCGCAACACGGUGGUGGAGCAGACCAGGCGACACAUCGGCAAGGGCGUCAGGCUGUACUACAUCGGCGGCGAGGUGUUCGCCGAGUGUCUGUCCGACUCGAGUAUCUUCGUGCAGAGUCCGAACUGCAAUCAGCGUUACGGCUGGCAUCCGGCCACCGUUUGCAAAAUACCGCCAGGAUGUAAUCUGAAGAUCUUCAACAACCAGGAAUUCGCGGCGUUGCUGUCGCAAUCGGUGUCGCAGGGCUUCGAAGCGGUGUACCAGCUGACGCGUAUGUGCACGAUCCGGAUGAGCUUCGUGAAGGGCUGGGGCGCGGAAUACCGCCGGCAGACGGUCACCUCGACCCCCUGCUGGAUCGAGCUGCAUUUAAACGGGCCGUUGCAGUGGCUCGACAGAGUACUCACGCAGAUGGGCUCGCCCCGCCUACCCUGUUCCUCGAUGUCCUAAGUCUUUGUAUCCUCCAUUCGUUCGUCCGUGAGAAAAGAACACGUGGGAAUACCCUUCGAUGACCUGUCGUCGUCGUCAUCGUCGUCGUCGUUGUCGUCGUCAACGAUCAAAUCGAUCAAUUGAUCCAUUUCGUUUCUUCGUCGCAUAUGUGAAAGUUGAAUCCGGUGUUCAGAUUUUCCUCGAACGAACGCCGCAUGCAAGAAGAAGACGUACGAUCUUUGCGCUCGAAGAUGUAGUCAGCAGUUGGAAGAAUCAAGGCACGGCGACACCAAGUUUUCUUCGCGCCGCAGCAGUGGCUUUUUCGAAUUGUCGCGCGAUCAACCACGAAGCGAAUUGUGUGAAAGAACGCGGAAUGAAGGACUGCGAAAUUGAAAAACGGCGACUUGCUCGUGCAUAAAUAUCAUAGUAGAUAUAUUAAAGUUUGAUGUCCUACAACGGUUUCGUUUGUGAUCGAAGGGAGGAGACACGGUGGCGCGCAAGGACACGCGAAACACGAGACACGCGGAGCUUCGCCUCGACGCACUUUAUAUCGCGCGCAUGUGCACCGCAAUUGGCGUACAAGAUAUAUCCAGGGUGAUCAUAAUCCGAGUUUAGUCGAUUCGUAAAAUAAGGAACAAAAAGAAAACGAGAGAGAGAAUGAUAUUUAUAUAUAUUAU
Messenger RNA from Wasmannia auropunctata (little fire ant), 2165 nucleotides. RefSeq names its product mothers against decapentaplegic homolog 3 (gene Smox). The record is from RefSeq and is a predicted model, not a curated record. NCBI's taxonomy places the organism in Eukaryota, Metazoa, Arthropoda, Insecta, Hymenoptera, Formicidae. Bases 67 to 1509 code for a protein of 480 amino acids. Gene Ontology annotation, molecular function: DNA-binding transcription factor activity, RNA polymerase II-specific; I-SMAD binding; RNA polymerase II cis-regulatory region sequence-specific DNA binding. Gene Ontology annotation, cellular component: heteromeric SMAD protein complex. Gene Ontology annotation, biological process: SMAD protein signal transduction; regulation of transcription by RNA polymerase II; transforming growth factor beta receptor signaling pathway. The transcript is spliced from 6 exons.